This is a messenger RNA of Metarhizium album ARSEF 1941, 1335 nucleotides long. RefSeq names its product 2-dehydropantoate 2-reductase. Gene Ontology annotation, molecular function: NADP binding; 2-dehydropantoate 2-reductase activity. Gene Ontology annotation, cellular component: mitochondrion; cytoplasm. The record is from RefSeq and is a predicted model, not a curated record. The transcript has a single exon. Bases 1 to 1335 code for a protein of 444 amino acids. Lineage: Eukaryota; Fungi; Ascomycota; Sordariomycetes; Hypocreales; Clavicipitaceae.
AUGCGAGUUAGUCCCUGUGUUGGCCGGGUGGCCAGGCGCCGUUACGGCACUGUUGCCUCGAGCACAGGCAGACACCAGUCGCGCGAGCCUGCGCCUCCGAGCAGUCCAGCAGAUCCGAUACAACGGCCGUGGUCGACCUCAUAUCAGCUUGAUUCGCCGAUAGCCAAGCCGCGACCACAACCACAAUUUUACGUGCCCUCUGUGCUGCUCCCCAGGGAGGCGGCUAACUCGCCGACUGUACACAAGAUUCAUAUUUUGGGUGACGAUGAAAGGUCCAAGUUCAUUGCCCACGCCUUAUCGAGCGUAUACGAUUCCGUGGAAAUGCUCGGGUGGAGGAGAAGCUCCUCAAAGUACCGCAACAUUCAAAAGGCCCGUCCAAGCAACCGCUGGUCAGCACCCAACGUCGAGCCCAACCUCGCCGCCAUGCCCAGGGCCAUCGCCCAAGACGAUGAUUCGAAAAUUGACCAGCUCGUGGUAUCAGGCCGAGGUUACGAAGCUGUAGAGGCUCUGCAGGCGGUGAAGAACCGAAUUGACGAAAACACGACAGUAUGUUUGAUGAAUGAUGGGCUAGGAGUGCUCGAGGAUGUGAGAAAGAGGAUCUUUGAGGGAACGACAGAUGCAGCACCGAGCUUCUGGCUAGGCCACAUGAGCCACCGGCUGGCGUUCAAUCGAACAUAUGACGCGGUGACCCAGCUCAAACACGGCCAGACAAAGUUGACCUUUGCCGAGGCGCCUCGGAUGCGCGUCAACGACAUGCACAAGGUCGAGUCGCGGCCGAAUUUCGUCAAGACACUACAAGAAGCAAAGGACCUUCGCACGACAAUGACGCCCUUUGACCAGUGGCUCCGAUUCAAGCUGCCUGCAGUCAUCUUCGACUCUGUCGUCGAGCCUGUGUGCGUGCUUCUAGAGAUGCCAUACCAGGGCUUACUGCAGAACCCAGCAGCGCAGCGCAUGAUGCACAGCUUGCUGUCCGAGAUCAUCCAAGUUCUUGAGAAUAUGCCGGAACUGGAAGGGUCAACGGCCAUCAGAGACUACGUGCAGAGCAAGGGCGUUCGAAAGUUCAUGUACGGCAGGAUAAUGGGGAAGCAAUCACAGCCAAGCCAACUGGUCCGACGGAUUGAGCACGGGUUGCCGACAGACGUGGAGUAUCUGAAUGGCUAUUUUCUGCGCCGCGGGCAGAAGCUAGGACUGGAUCUGCGUAUGAACGUCAUGAUGCGGGACAUGAUCAAGGCGAAGCACUCCCAGGCCAUCGAGCGACUCAACUCGUACAUACCCAUGGAGGAGACAUCUAUACCAAGUCACUCAGCGUUCAGAUAUAGGACAACGCCACGGUGA